Molecule: messenger RNA, 3519 nt
Organism: Engraulis encrasicolus (European anchovy)
Lineage: Eukaryota; Metazoa; Chordata; Actinopteri; Clupeiformes; Engraulidae
Gene: nek2
Product: NIMA-related kinase 2
Exons: 9
Coding region: 279-1757 (492 amino acids)
Biological process (GO): protein phosphorylation
Molecular function (GO): protein kinase activity; ATP binding
Source: RefSeq, a predicted model, not a curated record
UCCAAUCGUAGUCAAGCUUGAAAAGGCACCAAUUUGAAACGUGCGUCCCUGUUUGUUUGGAUUUUCGUGCACAUAAAGAAACAGAAUUACCUCAAUAUCGAAGAAAUUGCUCGAAAGUGGUUGAGUGGGGACAAACAUCUCUAACUGAAACCGGUUAAACGUUCUCUGGAAAAACGUUCGACCUUUUUACAUCGGUCUAGUAGGUGCGGUCAGAUCACACUUCGAUGUUAAUCAUCAGCCAUUGAUUAACUAGCCCACCUUUUGGCCAGAAAGGAAACAUGCCUUCUCGUGUUGAGGAUUAUGAGGUGUUGUACACAAUAGGAUCCGGAUCGUACGGAAAAUGUCAGAAAAUUCGGAGGAAAUCUGAUGGAAAGCUUCUUGUGUGGAAGGAGCUGGACUACGGCACCAUGGCGGAGGCGGAGAAGCAGAUGCUGGUGUCGGAGGUGAACCUCCUGCGCGAGCUGCGGCACCCCAACAUCGUCCGCUACCACGACCGCAUCAUCGACCGCGGCAUCUCCACGCUCUACAUAGUCAUGGAGUACUGCGAGGGGGGAGACCUCGCCAGCCUCAUCAGCAAGUGCAUCAAGGACAGGAAGUACCUGGAGGAGGAGUUUGUGCUGCGGGUGCUGGCGCAGCUCUCGCUAGCCCUGAGGGAGUGCCACCGGCGCAGCGAGGGCGGCCGCACCGUAGUGCACCGCGACCUCAAGCCCGCCAACAUCUUCCUGGACGCCCGGCAGAACGUCAAGCUGGGCGACUUUGGCCUGGCGCGCAUCCUCCACCACGACACCAGCUUCGCACGCACCUUUGUGGGCACGCCGUACUACAUGUCGCCGGAGCAAAUGAACCGCAUGUCCUACAACGAGAAGUCUGACAUCUGGUCACUGGGGUGCCUCGUGUACGAGCUCUGCGCACUUUCGCCUCCUUUUAUGGCAUACAAUCAGAAAGACCUGGCAGAGAAGAUUCGAGAGGGCAAGUUCAGGCGGAUCCCCUAUCGCUACUCAGAGGAGCUCAACACGCUGCUGUCCAGGAUGCUCAAUUUGAAGGACUACCUGCGCCCGUCUGUGGAGUCCAUCCUGCAGAGCGCUCUGAUCUCGGAGGUGGUUGCCGAGGAGCAGGGGAAGGCUCAGCAGGCCCAGCUGGCUCGGAACCGGCGCCGCUCCACAGUAGACCAGCCGCAGCCGGCCGACCCGGACAGGCCCAGGACCCCCGCCGCCACCAGCACCACCACCAGCACCACGGCUCCACCAGAGUCCAGUGGAGCCAGCGCGGCCGUGGGAGGAGGAGGAGGAGGAGGAGGAGCGAUGCCGGCGGGGGUGGCGAUGACCUCCGAGCUGCGGCUGAAGGAGCAGGUGCUGCGAGAGAGGGAGGCUGCCAUCAAGCACCGCGAGGAGAGGCUGGAGAGGAGAGAGCAAGAGCUGUGCGUUCGUGAACGACUCUGCAAUGAGAAAAUGGCCAGGGCAGAGAGUCUGCUGCGGAUCCAUGCCCUGCAGAAACAGCAGAGGGCGCCGUCUCCCUUCUCUCGAUCUCCAGACGGUGAUGGAGAGAACGUCUCUCCUGGCAAAAAGAAGGUCCACUUUGCCGGCGGCGAGAGCAAGGAGAACGUGGCUCCGACAGUAAAGGCCGCGAGGGGGGAGAAGCCAGCGGAGGGCCUGGCCCUCAGGAGGCGGCUGCAGGCGGCCCACGUACGAGCCCAGGCCCUGGGGGAGGCAGAGCGCACCCUCCAGCUCAAGAGUCGGCAGAUCCUGGGCAUCCGAUAGGCUAGCUAGCCGGGCGCCAAGCCUGGCAGGGCCGCGCCGCGCCGGGCCGGGAGAGGAGGGAGUUCUUUCUAAUAUGCGGACAGACUGACUGACUCCCGUCCUCCCUUGCUCACUUGCCUCCUUGCGGCCUCAUGAUCGAUGUCGUCACUGACAACAGAAUUGUAUAUCAAUAUCUCUCAAAAAGCUCAAUUCUAAUGUCAUUUUCUCAUUGGCAAUCGGGGUGGUGGAUGAAGACUAGUCCCCCAAAAGUUGUUGUGGCUAGGCUGACUAGGAAACUUGUUUGUUUUCUCCACAGAGGCAGGCAGCAAAACACAAGGCCGCAAGCAUUAGGCCGAGGACGGGAGGGUGCAUUUUGGAAUGCACCCAGGGUGUUAGUGUGGCUUUGGAUGUUCCAACUCAAAACAAUUACCUCCCGUCCUUUUAUUUGGCUUGCGGGCCUCUUGCCUCCAUGAUGAAGUUUCCCCCGCUGUUAAGCUUAGGCAGAGCAUCUUUUGGGGGACUUUUCCCCGUUUAACUCCCCGAUUGCAAAUGGAAAUAAAUGACCUUUUGAAUUGUGCUUUUGCAUAUAUUGAAGUAAGUUUUGACUUCAUCAAUGACCUCUUUCCUCACAUCACAAGGCCACAAGCAAUAGGUGAAGACUGGAGGUGCUAUGGAGAUUGAAAUGGAGCCUUGGUCUAGCGCAGUCCGAUACGUUAACUUGUUUAUAACAUGGCACACUAUGUUUUAUGAACGAAACCAGAUUUAACAAGACUUGCUAGUGACCGUUUUUUGGACACCACCCCCCGAAACCCACAAACGGGGGCAACACCCUAAAGACCCUCUCACUGUGGGCUUUCUUCUGGAGGGUGUGGAUGCGAUGAGACCGAAUUGAGUGGUGUUGAAAUGGAUGCGCGGUGAUCACCAUUAACGCGUCCCAAUGGCUAUUUCUUGAUCAUAAGCGUUUCUCACCCACCCGCCUCAACACACACACACACAGUCUCUCCAGAACACAUGGCUAAUCUUGAGAAGAUUACCAUACGGCCACACAUCGGAGAGGUCGUUGGCAAAGGAAAUUGGAGGUGUGAGGGUGCAAGGACUCUGUUGGUUGAUAAUUUGUUGAAAAUUUGAAAGUGUGUGUGUAUUAUGUUGAAGGGAUUUAAGCCGUCCCGUGCCCUCAAAAGACUGAAUGUACCUCUAAAUUAUUACUGCUGUAACACAUUUCUUUGUAGCUUAUGCUACGUUGUUAAUAGUCUAAACACUGAUCUCACUUUUGUGUUCUGCCUUAGUAGGUAUCUAAUUUCUGUUAAUGUAUCAUAUUUCCUUGUUCUCUGUCAAAUGGAAAAGUGGCGAAUGACACAUCAAGUUGUGUGCGGUGUAUUUAUUGGUUGAGAGUUUUUUCAAGUGUGUUUAUGCUCAUGUGCGAGUGGUUGCAGCAUGGGGCAUUUUUAAGCUGCUUGUGUGUAUCUGUGUUAAUAAAUGCCAAAUCCUUACUCCUGACAUUUUAAAGUUUUGUGAAAAGUGGAACACUCAAGUGCAUCUGGAGAGGGAAAUUCUAGGCUACUGCUCUCCACGUCGCUGAUGUGUGUUUGUGUUACUUUUUGCUGUCUUUGACUUUCACUUCCACCCAUUUCACAUUGCCAUCAUGUGAGUGAUAAUUUCACUUCUGGGAUGUUUCGCAAGCAAGGGCGACCUAUCUAGCCCCUAGACUGAUUGAAGAACUCUUUGCAGGACAAAAUUGUUGUUGUUUUUCUGGUUCUUAAUAAAAGGCAGCUAAAGAUUUUCA